Molecule: messenger RNA, 2481 nt
Organism: Anopheles stephensi (Asian malaria mosquito)
Lineage: Eukaryota; Metazoa; Arthropoda; Insecta; Diptera; Culicidae
Product: probable chitinase 2
Exons: 4
Coding region: 914-2374 (486 amino acids)
Biological process (GO): chitin catabolic process; carbohydrate metabolic process
Cellular component (GO): extracellular region
Molecular function (GO): chitinase activity; chitin binding
Source: RefSeq, a predicted model, not a curated record
UCAUCUAGAAUAGCAGCCCGGGCAACCUCCCAAAUGGGUCACGAUCGCAUAACUUAUUCUUCGUACGUACGAACCGAACAAUAUUUGAAGCAAAAGCGAAUCCAUCGAAAGAGGGUUCGUAAAAUAGGCAGCGAGAGAGAACUGAACCUGAAUGCAGCACAUCUACGCACACAAGAGACCGUUCUCUCGACAACCUUUUACCGUGUGGAAGAGAUAAUGUAGAAGAGAGCGGCACAUCGCCGUACAGGACCAGACCCUACACCACCAAGCGAUGCUACAACGGCGAAGCUACGCUGGCUCUGGUGGUAUUGGUGGCCGCGAAGAAGUAGUCCACACACACGCGUAGUAGGUGGGGGCAACAAGCGCCACGGAAAAACACUUCGGACCCCAUUUGUGUCCGCGAGUUCGUAGCCAGCGGUCGCCCCGUAACUCCGCGAGCCGACGCCGUUACACAAAGCGUCUUCCCCAUCCCUUCCACCCCGGCGCAGAUCGCUUCCCGUAGCGAGGAGGGUUCGUUUCUUCGUGCGCGUUGAUGUCGUGGCGAUUCUUUUGCAGCUGCAUACACAACACUGGUCCGGUUUCCCUUCACUUGCCUGCUGCAUCAUCGGUGGUGAUAUUUUUGAGCUGUUUGAGGCGUGUGCGCGCACCGUACCGUCAACCCGCAAAAGGUUGAAUGAAUUUUGAUUUGUGUUGAACGGGACGGCGUUAUCUUGCUGGCUUUGGUACGCCGCAAACGGUUGGUGUGUGAUAGUGAUCGCUGUGUCGCAGUAGUGUGGCCGCAAACAGCGAACAAGUGUGCUGAUAUCGGGUUUCGGGAUCGUUCGGAACAGAAAACCGCCAAAGAGCGUGCAGUGAUAAAGCAGUGAACACCAGCGCCGACACCAGAGAUCAGAAGCUGCAAAAUAGCAUCAUUAUGUUGUUGCCGAUGAAUCGAUUGCCGCGGGUCGGUUGGCUGUCGCUGUCGGUGCUGUUGCUACACAUCGGUUCUGGGAGCGGCGCCAAAGUGACGGACCACGAUCGGGUAGUGACGUGUUACAUCUCCACCUGGGCGGUGUACCGUACCGGCAGUGCAUCCUACCCGCUGGACUCGUUCGAUCCGACCCUCUGCACCCACGCCAUCUACGCCUUUGCCGGUUUGGAUGAGGAGAAAAAUGCCAUCAAAUCGCUCGAUGCGUGGCAAGACCUGAAGGACAACUACGGCAAGGGAGGCUACGAGAAGCUGACGGGGAUGCGUGCCGCACAUCCCCACCUGAAGGUGCUGCUUGCCAUCGGUGGCUGGAACGAAGGGUCGGAGAAGUACUCUAACCUCGCGGCCAACCCCGAACGCAGACAGGCGUUCGUGAAGAAUGCGCUCGAUUUUAUCAAGCAGUACGGUUUUGAUGGGCUCGAUCUGGACUGGGAGUACCCGACGCAGCGCGGCGGCAAGCCGGUGGAUCGCGAAAACUUCGUAGCGCUCGUGCGCGAACUUAGCCAGGUGUUCCGGAAGAACAACUUGCUCCUGACGUCGGCGAUCGGGGCGGGCAAGGACACGAUCGAUGCGGCGUACGACGUGAAGACCCUGUCCAAGUAUCUCGACUUCCUGCACAUCAUGUGCUACGAUUACAACGGCAGCUGGGAUGGGCGGAUCGGUGCGAACGCGCCCCUUACCAGCCGUGACUUCCUGAACGUGGAGUACUCGAUCGAGCAUCUGCUCGAGCUGGGCGCCCCGGCCAGCAAGCUCGUGCUCGGGCUGCCAUUCUACGGGCGCACGUUCGUGAGCACGAUGGCGAAGGCACGGCUGGGCGAUACGGCCGACAAGGUUGGGUUCCCCGGACCGGCCACCAAGGAGAACGGGUUCAUGGGCUACAAUGAGGUGUGCGAGGAGCUGAAGCGUAACCCGACCGACUGGACGCUCGAGUGGGACGCGACCGCAUCCGAGAUGGUGGCCAUCAAAUCGAACGGUUCCGUGUCGCAGGUCGUCGUGUACGAUAGUACGCGCUCGAUCGCCAACAAGGUACGGUUUGCGGUCCGCCAAAAGCUGGCCGGGCUGAUGGUGUGGUCCGUCGAUACGGAUGACUUCAACGGGCUGUGCGGUACCGAGGAGGACACGUACCGGGACUUUGGCGAUCGGGACCGGGUGGCACUGGCGAUACCGCCGCCCGUGAGCGGUAAGUAUCCGCUGCUGAAAACGAUCAGCAACGCCAUCAUCGUGGCGUCCGAUGAGCUGACGCAGGAGAACGUCAUCCCGCACGAACCGGAUGAAGCGCCGGCGGCCGGUGGUUCCAGUACGGGCCAGUCAUCCGGCGUCACAUUGGUGUCCGUGUCGGUCAGCUGUUGGCUGUUCGGCGUGGUGUUUUGCCUGUUGGGCAGUGUAAUCCCAGCCGCAAGGCCGUAAAGGCCGUAGCAUUGCCGUCCGCUGCGGGCAAUCGCUUCUGUAAGUUUACUUGUAAUUAAAUUCCCACGAAAAAGUUGCCAAAAAAAACAUCAAAAACACUAUUUUAA